Lathyrus oleraceus (garden pea) is the source of this 1596-nucleotide messenger RNA. RefSeq names its product glycosyl hydrolase 5 family protein. The record is from RefSeq and is a predicted model, not a curated record. Lineage: Eukaryota; Viridiplantae; Streptophyta; Magnoliopsida; Fabales; Fabaceae. Bases 1 to 1596 code for a protein of 531 amino acids. Gene Ontology annotation, molecular function: hydrolase activity, hydrolyzing O-glycosyl compounds. Gene Ontology annotation, biological process: polysaccharide catabolic process. The transcript is spliced from 3 exons.
AUGAGGAGAGAAAAACAUUUGUUCUUAAUUUUACUUUUGUCAUUUUCAAUUUUUGCAUCAAUUUCAAACUCUCUUCCUCUCUCAACCAACAAAAGAUGGAUAGUAGACGAGUUAGGAAAAAGGGUAAAGUUGCAUUGUGUUAAUUGGUCAAGCCACCUAAAUGCAAUGAUAGGUGAGGGUCUUGACACAAUAUCCUUACAAAAUCUUAUAUCUCAAUUGAAGGAAUUAGGAUUUAAUUGUGUUAGAUACACAUGGGCUACACAUAUGUUUACACGUUAUUCAAUGUAUAAAGUUGGAGAAAAUUUUGACAAAUUGAAUCUCAUUGAUUUUAGGUUAACAAUUAGAUUUUAUAAUCCUUCUUUAGAGAAUAUUACAGUUGUGGAAGCCUUUGAUUUGGUGAUUGAUGAGUUUGGAAAACAAGAUAUGAUGGUUUUGGUUGAUAAUCAUGUUAGUGAUCCUAAAUGGUGUUGUGAUGGGAAUGAUGGGAAUGGAUUCUUUGGUGAUAAAGAUUUUGACCCUAAAGAAUGGUUAGAAGGACUUUCCAAUGUUGCCAAUCGUGUCAAGGGAAAACCUCAGGUUGUGGCAAUAGGGCUAAGAAAUGAACUAAGAGGUCCAAAUCAAAACCAACAAAAUUGGCACAAAUACAUGAGUCAAGGAGCUACAACAGUUUACAAUGCAAAUCCAAAUGUUCUUGUUUUUGUAUCAGGCUUGAGCUAUGACACUGAUUUAAGUUUCUUGAAAACAAAUCCUUUAAACACAAGCAUAGGUAACAAAUUGGUGUACGAGGUACAUUCUUAUGCCUGGUCAAGUGGGCCACGAAGUGAUUGGACUGAGAAACCAUUAAACCAAAAAUGUGCCAAUGUAAUGAAUGGAUUGACCGAUAAAGCUGGAUUUCUCAUGAGUGGUUCCAACCCAAGUGCAUUGGUUAUGAGUGAAUUUGGUAUGAACAUGGAAAUUUUGGAUAACAUGAACCAAAGAUUUAUGUCUUGUAUGAUGGUUUAUCUUGUUGGUAAUGAUUUGGAUUGGGCUUUGUGGGCAGCACAAGGUGCAUAUUAUGUAAGAAAGAAUGAGACUAGGGUGAGUGAGACAUUUGGUUUAUGGAAUAUUUAUUUUAGAUCACUUCGAUAUGCAGAAUUUCCACAAAGAUUUCAACUCUUACACAAAAAGCUUCUAGAACCAAGUUCAAAUUCAAGCAAAUCCUAUAUAAUAUAUCAUCCAUUAAGUGGGCAAUGUGUGAGAGUAAGCAAUAAUCAUAAACUUGAAUUGGGUGAUUGUGAUUGGCCAAGUAAGUGGAAUCAAGAAGGACAACAAAUUAAAUUGGUUGAAAAUGGUGCUUGCAUUGAAGCAAUUAGUGAAGGAUCUCAAGUGAAGCUCUCAAGUGAUUGCAAGAGCAAGCAAAGUUUUUGGAAAAAGUUAUCAACAUCAAAUCUUCAUUUGAGUAUUUUGGAUAGACAAGGAAAUUACUUGUGCUUGGAAAGGGAGUCCCCUACUUCACCUAAGAUAGUCACGAAAAAAUGCAUAUGUGUGGAUGAUAGUCUUUCUUGUUUGGAUGAUCCUCAAAGUCAAUGGUUUCAACUAGUUACAACAAAUGUGUAA